Molecule: messenger RNA, 1193 nt
Organism: Glycine soja
Lineage: Eukaryota; Viridiplantae; Streptophyta; Magnoliopsida; Fabales; Fabaceae
Exons: 6
Coding region: 89-661 (190 amino acids)
Molecular function (GO): protein binding
Source: RefSeq, a predicted model, not a curated record
UUUUUUUUAUUAAUGUUGGUCAGAGUGAGUUAAAAAAGUAGACAGGGACUUGGGUGGAUCGUUCGCACUCUGCAGGGUGUUGCUGCUAAUGGUUUCAUUCUGGAAAUUGCAAUUUGCUAUGAAAUCUCCCUUAAUAGUUACUUCUUUCUUGCGCACAUCCACUGUGUACUCUGCCAACCUGCAUGUAAAGGGCAGAAAAGUGGAAUCGAAAGGGCUCCACUCUGUUCCUGUUUCAGGAGCUCCGGUGAUUCUUCAAUCUGGGAUUCCAUUGCCUGAUAAGAGGACUCUGGAAUUGAUACUUGACAAGCUUCAGAAGAAAGACACUUAUGGUGUGUUUGCAGACCUUGUUGAUCCAAAAGAGCUUCCUGAUUAUCACGAUGUGAUCAAGCAUCCCAUGGACUUUGCCACUGUGAGGAAGAAGUUGGGAAAUGAAUCUUCUUAUACUACCUUAGAACAAUUUGAGGUAUUUAAGCAAGGGCAAAAAACCAGAGCUUCUGUAGCUGGUGUUACAUCAAUAAACUUGGCUGAAUACGUUCCUGCAACUGUAGAUAAAGAGACUGAAAUUGUAGUUCAUUUGAAUGUCCUUGGCACCAAUGAUAUUACUAAUCUCUCACUUUUUUUAAGUUCUUUUUUGCUCCUUCCUUUUCUUUUUAUGCUUUGAAAUUGAUUAGAAUAUUAUAAUUGAGUUCGAUUUUUAUGCACUAUCAAUGUAAGUUAUUGUACACUGUCAACCAAUAAGAAGUCGUCGCUGGUAUAACUUAGUUAAUGUAAAAAUCAGCAAACUUAUCAUACAUGAUGUUUUGUGAUUAAAUGAUAGUGUAAAAACCUUUACACCAUUAGUGUAUGCACUAUUUACUCAUUAUAAUUACUUUUAAUGAUUCUCUUGCCUAACUGGAUUAGAUGCACAACCUACUUCCCUGAUCCAAAAAGGGAAAUUAUAUGGAACUUCAUUUGUGUUUCUUUUCAGUUGUCUCUUAGUUUACUGAAACUGGAGGCCCUUCAAGAAUAUUUGGAUGCAGUGCAUAGAUCAACUAUGUGUGUUCCUUCAUCACCCUGUUCUGUUGUUCCUUCAUCAACUAUGUCUGAGAAGAGUAAAAUUCUUUGCUGAUUAUGUAUCAACUGGAAGAGCCAAGAAGGCAAGCUCCAAAGAUGAAGGAAGUGAUGGUAGGAGCUCCAACAGAAGUGAAGAUUUU